Messenger RNA from Prunus mume (Japanese apricot), 1259 nucleotides. Its product is annotated as glucan endo-1,3-beta-glucosidase-like. Gene Ontology annotation, molecular function: hydrolase activity, hydrolyzing O-glycosyl compounds. Lineage: Eukaryota; Viridiplantae; Streptophyta; Magnoliopsida; Rosales; Rosaceae. The record is from RefSeq and is a predicted model, not a curated record. Gene Ontology annotation, biological process: carbohydrate metabolic process.
AAUAUAACAGGUCUCACUUUCAAAAACUCUUAUGGCUUCCAUAUUGCUGCUACUUGUUUUGUUGAUGCCUGCCCUGCAAAUAACAGGUGCACAAUCUGUUGGUGUUUGUUAUGGACAAAAUGGCAACAAUUUACCAUCCCCAACAGAAGUCGUUGACUUGUACAAAAGCAAUGGCAUUGGAAGAAUGAGAAUUUAUGAACCCAAUUAUCCAACCUAUGAAGCCCUUAAAGGUUCUAACAUAGAACUCACCGUGACCAUCCCCAUCGACAAGCUUCAAGGCCUCAAUGAUGCUGAUGCUGCAACAGAUUGGGUCGAAAAGAAUGUACAAGCCUACUUGCCUGACGUCAAGUUCAAAUACAUCGCGGUCGGGAACGAAGUACACCCCACCGAUGCAGAGGCCCAGUAUCUCCUCCCAGCCAUCCAAAACAUUCAUAGUGCAAUUGUAGCAGCCAAUCUGCAAGGCCAGAUCAAAGUCUCAACAGCAAUUGACACAUCCCACGUGGACAAUGACUACCCUCCUUCAGCUGGAAAAUAUAGUGAUGCUGCAAAGUCAUUCAUAACCCCAGUUAUAAACUUCCUAGCCAGCAAUGGGGCCCCUCUUCUUGUCAAUGUGUACCCUUACUUCAGCUACACUGCAAAUCCUGCUGACAUAGACCUUGCCUAUGCCUUAUUCACUUCACAAGGGGUCACGAUGCCGGACGGUGUAAAGUACCAAAACCUGUUUGAUGCUCUUCUGGAUGCUCAGUACUCGGCUCUUGAGAAAGCCAAUGCUUCCAACGUGGAGAUCGUCGUGUCGGAGAGCGGUUGGCCAUCCAAAGGUGGUGAUGCUGCAACCCCUAAAAAUGCACAAACAUUCUACCAGAAUUUAAUCAACCAUGUGACAGGUACUAGUGGGACUCCGAAGAGGCCUGGAAAAGCUAUAGAAACUUACCUUUUUGCCAUGUUUGAUGAAAAUAUCAAGGCCGGUAGUGAAGUUGUGAGACACUUUGGUAUUUUCUACCCCACGAAAAAAGUACAAUGCGCCAGGUGCAUGGGUGCGCCAAUUAUGUGGGCCAUUGGAUGAGCUGUUGUGAGAUGUGGGGUAAUCUACACCCAAAGAAAUGCACCAGUCUCUAGGCUUGGCUUUUACCAAAAAGUUGAAGACACCAAUCAAUUGGCUAUUACUUUUUCAAUCCUGCUCGGUUGGUAAGAUUUGGAAAAAGAUUGUGUAAUGUUCCAAGCUCGAGAAAGUUUCUUGAUAACAUGUUAAAGGGUACAAA